AUGCGGUUGCCCUACCUUGUGGUCGCUGUCGUCUGUGACGUUCUGCUGUUGUCCGCUCCACGACUCGUCACCGCGUCCGAGGCCCUCUGGAUCCAACCAUCUGGCGAGUGGUACGGUAUCGACGGGAACUGGUCGAGCUUUGGCUUCGCAGUUGGCGCUCCUGCGCAGAUCGUCUACCUGACCGUUGCCACUGCCCUGUCCGAGAUCUGGGUUGUCGAGACAGGUGGCUGUUCUCCAGUUCAACUAUGCACCAAUGCUCGAGGCGGUGUUUUUGAUAUCACGGCAUCGCAGACAUGGCGGUCCUUGGGGAGCUGGCAGCUGGCCAACUACACCGGCUGGGAAGGUAAUGGGGAUUACGGCCUCGAGACGCUGGCAUUCGUCAACACCGUUACCCGCAUUGCGACUGGUGUUGACGGAGCGUUGGUUGCCGCCAUCAACGACACCGACUACUAUCAGGGCUUCGUCGGCGUUGGUGUGAACCAAGGCCGGUUUGGCUCCAACUUGACCAACCCCCUCGUCUCGCAACUAGCCGAGACGUAUGGGACUAUUCCCAGCCACAGCUAUGGCUACACGGCCGGCGCCUACUACCGCAACACUGGUGGCGCCUCGAGAGGCACGGUCGGCUCUCUGACCUUUGGCGGUUAUGACACACUGCGCUUUGUGCCGCAUGCGACAACAUUUUCGCUCGACCCGGAGAAUCGGAUACCCACGGUCCUGAUCCGUGGCAUCACGGCCCAGGUGACGUCCCUAGACAAGGCACCGAGCGGGAACUGGACGUCAACAUCUCAGAAGCUAUUGACAAUGGACAGUUCCGUCAGGGCCAUCAUCGACACGUCCACGCCUUAUUUAUGGCUCCCUACCGAAGUCUGUGACCGAUUUGCCGCUGCCCUAAACCUGACCUGGAGGGACGACUUGGGGGUCUACGUGUUUUCGGAUCAAGCGGAAUAUGUCCGCUACCAGUCGGAUACAACCCUGUCUUUCACCUUCUCCGUGUCCAGCUACGACAAUAGCGAUAACUUUGGACAGCCCCUUAACAUGCCGGGCGUUGUCAACAUAACAAUCCCCCCCGCCGCCUUCGCGCAGCUGCUCCACUACCCUUUCAAGAACGUUAUAAAAUUUGGCGACCCCGGCGUUCCUUACUUUCCCCUAAAAAGAUCCACCAAGGAAGUCAACAACAACCAGUACAUCAUUGGGCGUGCCUUCAUGCAGGAGGCCUAUCUCAUCACCAACUACGAUAGAGGCACCUUUUCCCUCCAUCAAGCUCUAUUUCCCGAGAAGGCUUCCACUACUUACUCGCUGAAGACAAUCGAGAGGCCGCCAGACAGCCCUUUCCCCACCCCUACUGCCACCAACAGUACAGCUGACCCUGGGAGUGGAGGCGGCGGCUUGAAUCCCGGCCAGACUGUCGGCAUUGUGCUGAGCGCAUUCGCGAGUGGCAGUGUCAUUGGGCUUGUCUUAUGGUUGUGUUGUCGCCGGAGGAAGAAGUGGAAGGGUAAGCGAGAAGAGAAGCGUGCCAAGCAGGCCGAGGAGAACAAGGCAAAAAAUAACGCUACCGACGACGACGAGCCAACAAGUCCGGUCAAGCGAAUGUUUUCGAUCAUCACAGGGAAGAAAAGGUCGAAAAAGCUGAAGUCUCCGGCCAUGCACGAAGUCGAUGGGACCAGCUCGCAGCCAGCCGAAGUAAGCGCUGAUGUACAGCAUCAGCUCUUUGAGCUUCCGGUCCCGCCUGAGCCGGUUGAGCUAGACAGCAAAUAUGUUGGAGACGAAGACACGGAUCUGGGGAUCGACAGUGUUCAGGAACUGAGCGAGUAUGAGAUGACGCGGCGAAAGCUCGAGAGGCAUCUGCAAGGGCCUGUACCGACCUAUUUACCAACGACCUGUGAUGAGAAGACGGCCCAGGAUGUAAGCGCCGUUGCUCACUACCGCCCCUCCGACGAACCUUCGCCGGCAUCAUCGCCGACGUACGCAAACACUAGCUCGCUUCCCGAUUCGCUUCCGUCGCCAUUAACAGUCCACCCUGAUUGGGCCGCCCGUCUCUUCGACCUGCCGUCUCCUAUGACUGUUGCCCCAACUUUUCACCCGCAACAGCUUGCCCCUAGUGACUCCAGCUCUAGCUCCGACCCAAGCUGUAGCUACUCGCCUGUGUCGCCUCACACACCUCAGUCUUCACAGACAUUUGCGCCGUCAUCCGUCACCCGUUCGGAACUGAGCAACAUGUCACCCGCAUCUCCUAUUGGAUCCAUGCGGUUACCUUCUCCCACAUUUCAGCGAACUCCCAUCGAUCCGACACGGGUUGUUGUCUGUCUAGGACCUCUGCCCGAGAAUGUCCGGCUUCCUCAUCACCAAUCAUUACCCCAGAUUGUGACCCCGAACCGCCAGAGAGAGAAAAGACGGGCUUCGACCCAGCCGCCAGCCGGCUCUACACCGCCGGGCGCGGUCUCUGGGUCCCUCAAGCGGUCGCACUCUAGUGCCCGCGGCUCCAACGAGACACUGGGCAGUAAUUUUACCGUGGAAGAAGAGAACCGUCUCAAGGAGGAGGAAGUAACAAGUCAGCUGAGCACGAGAGACCAGGACGAUAGCGCCUUUCCUCGCAGCCCGCGCAGCAUGGAGCGCAUCGAAACCGGCUCGGAGCUAGUCCACGUUCCUCAAGUAGCCGAGAAGCGCUACAGCUGGGAACCGGACCAAGAUAGGAGGUGA
Molecule: messenger RNA, 2697 nt
Organism: Lasiosphaeria miniovina
Lineage: Eukaryota; Fungi; Ascomycota; Sordariomycetes; Sordariales; Lasiosphaeriaceae
Product: aspartic peptidase domain-containing protein
Exons: 4
Coding region: 1-2697 (898 amino acids)
Biological process (GO): proteolysis
Cellular component (GO): fungal-type vacuole
Molecular function (GO): aspartic-type endopeptidase activity
Source: RefSeq, a predicted model, not a curated record